Hydra vulgaris (swiftwater hydra) is the source of this 3558-nucleotide messenger RNA. Its product is annotated as adenylate cyclase type 5. Gene Ontology annotation, molecular function: adenylate cyclase activity. NCBI's taxonomy places the organism in Eukaryota, Metazoa, Cnidaria, Hydrozoa, Anthoathecata, Hydridae. Gene Ontology annotation, biological process: cAMP biosynthetic process; intracellular signal transduction; adenylate cyclase-activating G protein-coupled receptor signaling pathway. Gene Ontology annotation, cellular component: plasma membrane. The record is from RefSeq and is a predicted model, not a curated record.
GCUAUAUCUAUAAUAUAAUAAAGUUGGCUUAUUGCUUCUUCAAAUAUAUACAGCUAAUUUUUAUUUUGUUUAGAUUGGUAUAAAACAUACAAGCAGAUAUAUAUUAACACUAACAAUGUAUAUUUGGAUGGAAUUGUAGCUAUAAGAAACUUUUGCUAUGAGAAACUAUUGCUAUGAGUAGAUCAAUUAUACCACAGAAAUCUAUAUGUCCAUUAAAAGAAAAUAAUACAACUGUUUUAAAGAAAGAUACUUCAGAGAUCAACGAUAAUUGCGAUUUAUUUUUGGUUCGAAAAUCAUUGGCUCCAUCAACCAGCUCUAUAAUGUCAAAAUCAAAUCACAAAAUAGAAAAUUUUUCAGAAGAAAAUACGUUUGAUGAUGAAGAUCAUGAAAAAGUCACAAUUAUCACAUUAAAAACACCAAUUUUUUCAAAUAAUAACUUUCUUAAAUCAGUUUCCUUUCCUUCAGAAAGAAUUGCUACAUUAUACAAAAAAUAUUUUUUUCAUUUAAAUCAAAACUACAUGAACUGGUUUUUAAUUAUACUUAUUUCUGUUGCUCUUGUUGACAUAGGAAUUAACUUCUCGUUUAAGAUAAGAGAGACACCAUACACAUACAGUCAUGGUAUUUAUCUUAUAGCUAAAGUUUUAGUGCUUGUAGUUUUAUUAAGCUUAAUAAACUGGAUGGAUUCAUCAGGUAAACUCCUAAUGGCAGUUUCAUACAUUUUGGUAAUUCUAAACUGUUUAGAUAUUGUUUUUAAUUUGUUAUUUUUGCCAAAAUCAAUGUCUGGACCACUAGCCUCUACAAUAUUUUUUAUUUACAUGACUUAUGUUAUGCUACCUUUGGAAAUUCGUGUUUCAAUAUUUUGUGGUGUACUGUUCACACUAACACACUUAGUUACUAGUCUUACAAGCAAAUCAACAGAGAAUGUUGUGCCUGUAACGAUUGGAUAUGUUUUAAUUUGCAUUGUAACAAAUGUUGCUGGUAUAUUUACUCAUUAUCCAUCUGAAAAAUCUCAAAGACAGGGGUUUCUUGAAACUAGAGAGUUUGUUGAAGCGCGUUUAAACUUGCAAAGAGAAAAUCAAGAACAGGAGCGGUUAUUACUAUCGGUUCUUCCAAGACAUGUUGCCAUGGAGAUGAAAGCAGAUAUUGAAGUUGAGCAAGAUCAGACUACACAGUUUAGUAAGAUUUAUAUUCAAAGGCACACAAAUGUCAGCAUAUUGUUUGCAGAUAUUGAAGGUUUUACACUACUUGCCUCACAGUGUACUGCCCACGAACUUGUCAAAACAUUAAAUGAAUUAUUUGCUCGCUUCGAUCAACUUGCAGAGAAAAAUCACUGCAUGAGGAUCAAAAUAUUAGGUGAUUGUUAUUAUUGUGUUUCCGGGCUCCCUGAACCACGCCCUAAUCAUGCCAACUGCUGUAUUGCAAUGGGUUUGGAUGUUAUUGAUGCAAUAUCAGUUGUAAGAGAAAGGACUGGAGUUAAACUAAACAUGAGAGUCGGAGUACACAGUGGUAAAGUCCAUUGUGGUGUUUUAGGUUUGCGCAAAUGGCAAUAUGAUGUGUGGUCAAACGAUGUUACUAUAGCAACUCAUAUGGAAUCUGGUGGGCUGCCAGGGAGAAUUCACAUCACUGAGGCUGUUUAUAAGGAAAUAAAGGAUGAUUAUGAAAUUGAAGAGGGACAUGGUUAUCAAAGAGAUUCAUAUCUAAAAGAAAAUAAUAUAAAUUCUUUUUUUAUAAAGUCACCAACAACUGAUGAAAAAUCAGCAUUUAAUUCUAAUCUUAAAAAUAAAACACGUGAAGAAUGGACAGAAGAACCUAUAAUGAAUUUACAGCCAUUUUCAAAAAAGUUUUUUGAGAAUGUUGAGGUUGAUGGCGCUGCUGAUAUGAAGGAGAAAAAGAUGCGUGAAAGGUUAGGAAUGGUUGAGCAAGAAACUUUACCUGAAGAUGAAGUCAAUGAGUUUUUAGAAAAGGCUAUAAAUGCUCGAAGUGUAGAUCAUUUAAAAAGGGAACAUGUGCGACCAAUCUUUCUUAAAUUUAAAAAAAAGGAAUUUGAAAAAAAGUACAUUGAAGAAACAGACUAUAUGAUUGUGCCUGACAUGAUAUUUUUGGGAAUUUUAUUUUUAUUUGUAAUAUGCAUUAAUAUAACUGUUCUUCCUCGGUCAAAAGGACGUUUGUAUCUCUACAUGGUCAUAUUUUUUCUUCUUGUUUUCAUUGUCCUGCUUAUUUCUAUACAUAGACUAAAAAAAUUUGAAAACUUUCUUGAGCUGAAACGUAUAAAUUUACAAACAUUAUAUCAGUGUGGUUCCUACUUUGUAAUUUUUCUCAUAUAUAUUGCUGCUAUCUCAAACCUUUUUUUCUGUCCGGAAGAAAAGAUCAUUUUUGAACAAUGUAAAAAUAUAUCAAAUGAAAAUAUCACCAGACGUCCAGCUAUUAACUCUAACUAUUGUCAAUAUCCACAGUUUAUUUCCUACAUGAUGUUUCUUGUGAUGAUUGCAAUAGCUGUAUUCCUUCAUAUAAAGUCCAUAAUUAAAUCAAUAUUAUUAGGAACUCUUGGCUUCACCUAUUUGUUACUGGUGUGUUUAAAAUAUAAAAAUCUUUUUGAGUGGCAUGACACAGUAUCUUCUUGCAAUAAAGUAGUUGAACAUACUCCUUUACUUGUUGAAACAAUUUGUAUGACAUUGUAUUUGCUAUUUUCGCUAUGCUGUUACAGUUACCUACAUGAACAGAUAUCUCGGCUAGAUUUUCUAUGGAAAGCACAAGCUACACAAGAAAGAGACGAAAUGGAGGAUAAACGAAAAUAUAAUAAAAAACUGUUAUAUAACAUAUUGCCAGCUCAUGUAGCUGAACAUUUUUUACAAAGCAAGGACAAUGAGGAGCUUUAUGCACAGGCAUGCGUAAGUGUUGCUGUAUUGUUUUCAAAUAUAUGUAACUUCUCAGAGUUCUAUUUGGAGUUGGAUGCAAAUGGAGAUGGCAUGGAAUGUUUAAGAGUUCUCAACCAAAUUAUUGUAGAUUUUGAUAGUUUACUUUCAGAAAAGCGUUUUAAGUCUGUUGAAAAAAUUAAAACCAUUGGAGAAACUUACAUGGCUGCUGCUGGUUUAAACAUACAAUCUUGUGAAGAAUUACAAACCCUAGAACACGUUGAAGCACUUGCUACAUUUAGUAUGGAAAUGAGAAAUACACUUGAGGAUAUGAACAAAAAUGCAUUUAAUACAUUUGAAAUGAAAUCUGGUUUAAACUUUGGACCUGUAGUAGCUGGGGUCAUUGGUGCUAGAAAACCCCAGUAUGACAUAUGGGGAGAUACUGUCAAUGUUGCUAGCAGAAUGUAUAGUACUGGUAAACCAAACUGUAUUCAAGUAACACAAAGUGUUUACAAUCUGCUCUCUAAGCGUGGUUAUACUUUUGAGUGUCGUGGUUUAGUACCAGUAAAAGGAAAAGGAAAGAUGGUUACUUACUGGCUGAAAGGAAAAGAAGUCUCUUAUGUGGCAUCGACAUAGUUAUUAUAAGAGUUUUACCUCCAUCUUUUUUAUAUUUGUGCACACGCAUAUAUAUAUAUAUAUAUAUAUA